Molecule: messenger RNA, 1621 nt
Organism: Tarenaya hassleriana
Lineage: Eukaryota; Viridiplantae; Streptophyta; Magnoliopsida; Brassicales; Cleomaceae
Product: lysophospholipid acyltransferase 1-like
Exons: 8
Coding region: 113-1501 (462 amino acids)
Biological process (GO): triglyceride biosynthetic process; lipid modification; phospholipid biosynthetic process
Cellular component (GO): endoplasmic reticulum; membrane
Molecular function (GO): acyltransferase activity
Source: RefSeq, a predicted model, not a curated record
AAGCAAUCAGAUUUCUCCAAGAGCAUCAGCGGAAUCUGCUCCGAAGCUCUUUAGAUUUCUCCCGCAGGAGCGAGUUGUAACUCAGCACGAGUUGCGCGGAAUUUGAGCCUCCAUGGGCCUGGUGGACAUGGACUCCAUGGCCGCCGCGAUCGGCGUCUCCGUCCCAGUCCUCCGCUUCCUCAUCUGUUUCGUCGCCACGAUCCCGGUCUCGUUCCUAUGGCGACUCGUCCCGAGUCGACUAGGCAAGCACAUCUACUCGGCCGCGUCGGGGGCUUUCCUCUCCUACCUCUCCUUCGGCUUCUCCUCGAAUCUCCACUUCCUCGUCCCCAUGAUGAUCGGGUACGCUUCCAUGGCGAUUUACCGGCCCAAGUGCGGCAUCAUCACGUUCUCCCUGGGGUUUGCUUAUCUCAUUGGAUGUCAUGUCUAUUACAUGAGUGGAGAUGCUUGGAAAGAAGGAGGAAUCGACGCGACUGGAGCCUUGAUGGUGUUAGUGCUGAAAGUCAUUUCGUGUGCAAUAAAUUACAAUGAUGGGAUGUUGGAGGAGGAAGGUUUACGUGAAGCUCAGAAGAAGAACCGUUUGAUUCAGAUGCCUUCACCGAUUGAGUACUUUGGUUACUGCCUCUGCUGCGGCAGCCAUUUCGCUGGCCCGGUUUAUGAGAUGAAAGAUUAUCUUGAAUGGACCGAAGGGAAAGGGAUCUGGGCUAUUGAGAAAAGAAGGUGGCCGUCACCUUAUGGAGCCACAAUCCGGGCUCUUUUACAAGCAGCGAUUUGCAUGGCUUUGUACCUGUAUUUAGUGCCUCAUUUCCCGUUAACUCGGUUCACUGAUCCGGUUUACCAAGAAUGGGGAUUCUGGAAAAGAUUAGGUUACCAAUACAUGUCUGGCUUCACUGCUCGUUGGAAGUAUUACUUCAUCUGGUCCAUUUCCGAGGCUUCUAUUAUCAUCUCCGGUUUGGGUUUCAGUGGUUGGACCGAUUCUUCUCCACCGAAGCCAAAGUGGGACCGUGCCAAAAAUGUUGACAUUCUUGGUGUUGAACUUGCUAAGAGCGCGGUUCAGAUUCCGCUUGUGUGGAACAUACAAGUCAGCACGUGGCUUCGUCACUAUGUGUAUGAGAGACUCGUAAAGAGUGGGAAGAAGGCGGGUUUCUUCCAGUUGCUAGCCACGCAAACCGUCAGUGCUGUUUGGCAUGGACUAUAUCCGGGGUACAUCAUAUUCUUUGUUCAGUCGGCUCUGAUGAUAGCUGGUUCAAGGGUUGUAUACAGAUGGCAACGAGCCAUUCCUCCGAAGAUGGAUAUACCGAGGAAGAUGACGGUUUUAGCGAACUUCCUCUACACAGUGUUGGUACUCAACUACUCGUCCGUCGGUUUCAUGGUGUUGAGUUUGCACGAGACGAUAACUGCGUACGGGAGUGUAUACUACGUGGGAACGGUCGUGCCCGUUUCCGUGAUCCUCCUCGGUCAUGUCGUCCCUGCCAAACCUGCAAAGGCACGUAAAGAAGAAUGAGGUGGGUUCCCUGUUUGAAUGUUUUUAUGUCUCUAUAACUGAGCUGUUAUUGUAUACAGACAUUAGAAACAGGGUUGUUUUAACUUACAUAUGUUCUGUCCCAAUUUCUGCAUUUGCUCU